UAUACUCUCCCUACAUCAUCAUGGCUCUCAUCUCUCUGAUGCUGCUGGCUGCUGUGCUACCAUACCUGGGCCACUCUGCCAGUGUUAAAGUUGGUAUAAUAAAUGGCACCGAGGCUAAACCUCACUCCAGACCCUACAUGGUCUCCCUCCAGAUGGGUGGACGACACAUGUGUGGCGGCUUUCUUGUAUCUGACCAAUUCGUCAUGACGGCUGCGCACUGCUAUAUGAACCGACCAAGAUUUACAGCAGUGCUGGGUGCUCAUGAUGUGUCAAACAGUGCAGAAGGCUCCGUCUCCAUGGAAGUGGUGGCUUACUACCCCCAUCAGCAGUUUAAUUUACGUAAUCUAGACUACGACAUCAUGCUUUUGAAGUUGCGUUCAAAAGUCACACCGUCUGCAUCUAUCAGCUGGAUCACCCUACCUCAAAGAGAUGAGGACAUCCCGGCCAACACGGUCUGCAGUGUAGCUGGCUGGGGAGGCACAGCAGCCUUUCAUCCCCCGACUAACCGUCUUAUGGAGACAAAAAUCACGAUCAUAGACAGGCACAGUUGUGGUCAAUAUUGGAGAUUAACCACAAGGAUGGUGUGUGCACAUUAUCCUGGAGGAUCUUGUCAGGGAGACUCUGGGGGUCCUCUGGUGUGUAAUAAUGUUGCAGCGGGUAUUGUUUCUUUUGGUGAGAGGCGCUGUGAUUCAACAUUAAGGCCAAAUGUUUAUGCCAGAAUUUCCGGCUUUCUGCCCUGGAUCAGCUACAUUAUCACAAGAGGCUAGUCUGCAAAAGAACCAAAGAGGAAGCACUCGGCUAUUUUCAUUUCAAUUAAAGCAUUUCUCAAGCAUAUA
Pygocentrus nattereri (red-bellied piranha) is the source of this 836-nucleotide messenger RNA. Its product is annotated as mast cell protease 4-like. Bases 21 to 767 code for a protein of 248 amino acids. The transcript has 5 exons. The record is from RefSeq and is a predicted model, not a curated record. Gene Ontology annotation, molecular function: serine-type endopeptidase activity. Gene Ontology annotation, biological process: proteolysis. NCBI's taxonomy places the organism in Eukaryota, Metazoa, Chordata, Actinopteri, Characiformes, Serrasalmidae.